Cuscuta campestris is the source of this 3843-nucleotide messenger RNA. The record is from the annotation of a GenBank genome assembly. NCBI's taxonomy places the organism in Eukaryota, Viridiplantae, Streptophyta, Magnoliopsida, Solanales, Convolvulaceae.
GCAAUUUCUCUCUGCCCUCCCCCAUUGCCAAAAAUGACAAGAAUCUUACUCUGAAAAAGCACUCUAUUUUGAACUCUAUUUUGCUGCUCUCCUUACUCCUUUCCUUUCUUGCCCACACAAAGAAUCAACAUGGGUUCUUUCUAUCUUCAGAUUUUGUUUUCUUGGAAAGAGCUCCCGUGAAGCUCAUGUACUUGAAAGCGUAUGGGGAGGGCAAGCAAGAGAUCUGUGAAAGUGAAAGAAAUCACACGAUUUUGACAGUAAAUGCAGCAGCGUGUUGCCUCUUGAGAUGAGAUUCAGUUUAUUGCGGUGCUUUCUAACCUCACUUGUUUCUUCUGUGAAUUUUGUGUGAUUGUUAAUUUUUUUUUGAAAUUAAUGACCCGGGCAUGCAAUGUUCUCACCUCUAGAUAAGAAAAUGAGCAUUAUGGCGUUUUCAACAGAAAAGAUAGAAUUUUUAUGAUUGAACACAAAAUGGGUUCUUGAUUUUUGUUGUUGUAUUUUUUUGGAUAUGAGUAGGAAUGGUGAGGGGUUAAUGGCCUGAAAUGACUAGCUGCUAGCUAGUAUUAGUUCUUUUGUAGAAUUUCUUCAUUGCUUGGUGAUUGGAUUUGGUCAUUAUUAUCCGUAUAGAAAAUGUAUAGAGACAGGAUAGUGACAAUACUAUAAAUGAGGUUUUGUUGUUGCUGAAUGCAUGCGGAUCAUGACCAAAAAGAUAGUCCGCGACGGGGUACUGAAUGAUGUGAAUGAUGGUACAAACAUUGGUGACCAUUUGAGGAAUCACAUACAUUUAACCAAUUGUAUUCAUCUGAAGAACCAUAUGCAUAAUAAGCAAAGCCCUAUAUUGUCUGAUCGGUCCGUCAUGAGGGAUCUUGCCAUCCUUCAGAGAUCAAGAUCCUUGAGGGAUCCUUCCGCAAGCCCCCCACCCCUGUGGCAGUCUCCUCCAGCCCCUGUAAGAAAUGGCAGACAUUCUGUUGGCACAGACUGCCCACAAUAUGAGGUUCAUAGAUCAUCUUCUUCUAAAGUUGAUAAAUACAGUAGUGGGAGUAGCAAGAGUAGUGGUAGUCAGGAACGGGCGAGAAGCGUUAGGAGAGAUAAGAGUAUCAAGCAAAGUGGAAGGCGCGUUCAAGAGGAUCGCAUGAGGACUCUCUCAGAGCAACUGCACUGUGAUGAGGUGGACUCAUCCAGUCAGAAUCUUGCAAUGGAAGCAAAUAUCCAUAGUACAUACUGUAACAGGAGAGUAAAACGGCGUCCCUUUCGAGGUUCCAGAAGAACCCGAGUUUCAGGUCCUCCCAGAGAUGCUUCUAAUUCUCUAGCUAAAUGUGUGAUUCAUGUGGCAGGGGAGGAAAGUGCAGAUAAAAGAAUCACCAGGGCCCCUAGGAAUGGAUGUGGAAUUCCUUUGAACUGGUCAAAAAUCCACGACAGAAGCAAAUCAUUUUUGGACAUGGCUGGGAGGAGCUUCUCUUGUGGUUUGUCUGAGUCAAUGUUAAAGAAAGAUAAAGACAUUGCAGCUAUUCAUGUAUCAUCUGAGUACACAGAUUCUUCUUCCGGUAAGUCUACGGAGGCAUUGCCUUUACUAUUUGAUGAUGAUGCUUCUUCGGUCUCUCUGGGAAGUAAAGACAACAACGUUGCUUGGGCUCAUGAUUAUUCGGGAGAUUUGGGUGACUUUGCUGAUGAUCUACUGAUGAAACACAAAACUGUAAGGCACCAAAGUCUUACCCAGAAAUAUAUGCCUAGGACCUUUAGAGAUCUGGUGGGCCAGCAUUUGGUCACACAAGCCCUUUCCAAUGCAGUUUCCAAGAGCAAGGUGGGGUUACUUUAUGCCUUCUAUGGGCCCCAUGGCACUGGGAAAACUUCAUGCGCCCGCGUAUUUGCUAAGGCUUUAAAUUGCCAAUCUCCGGAACAUUCCAAGCCUUGCGGGAUUUGCAACUCAUGCAUUGCAUAUGAUACGGGGAAGAAGAAGAGUUAUCAUAACAACGUAAAGGAUCUUCUUGACAGUAUGAUAAUUGCUGCUCAUCUUCCAUCCCGGUACAGAGUGUUUAUUUUUGAUGAUUGUGAUGCUUUGUCCGCUGAUAGUUGGGGUGCUAUUAUAAAGGCUACUGAUUGUGCACCGAGGUGUUUUGUUGUUAUCCUCAUUUGUUCAAGCCUUGAUUUGUUGCCUCAUAUGAUCAUAUCAAGGUGCCACAAGUUUUUUUUCCCAAAGUUGAAGGACGCAGAUGUAAUUUAUGCAUUGCAGUGGAUUGCAACCAAAGAAGGUCUAGAAAUCGACAAGGAUGCACUUAAGCUUAUAGCCACAAGAUCAGAUGGAUCUUUGAGGGAUGCUGAGAUGACCCUUGAGCAGCUGAGCUUGCUCGGGCUGAGAAUCUCUGUUCCUUUGGUCCAAGAACUGGUUGGGCUUAUUUCUGAUGAGAAGUUAGUAGAUCUACUAGACUUGGCAUUAUCGGCAGACACAGCCAAUACUGUGAGAAAUUUGAGAGAGAUAAUGGAGUCUGGGGUUGAGCCUUUGGCUUUAAUGUCACAACUUGCUACGGUCAUUACUGAUAUUCUUGCUGGAAGCUAUGAUUUCACUAAAGACAGUCACACAAGGAAGUUUUUCCGGUAUCAAGCAUUAUCUAAAGAAGACAUGGAAAGAUUACGUCAGGCCCUUAAAACAUUAUCCGAAGCAGAAAAACAGCUCAGAACAUCAAAGGACCAACUUACCUGGCUUACAGCUGCUCUACUGCAGCUUGGUCCUGACCAACAGUACAUCUUACCCAGUUCUUCUGCAGCUACUAGCCUAAACCAAAGCCCCACAAACGUAAAUUAUGCCGGUAUAAGGGAGAGACCCAGAAAAAGUAAUGGUGAACGUAUUGAGAUUCUUCCGGAAGAACGAGGGUUGUCAACAAAUAUUAGGGAGGAGAGAUAUCAUCAAGUUAAAAUACAGGAUGACACUGAAGAAAUUUGGGUGGCUGUGCUAAAAAAGAUUCGUAUUGAUAGCUUAAGACAAUUCUUGUAUCAGGAAGCAAAGUUGGUCUCUGUUCGUUCUGGAACAGCUCCCACGGUGCAACUAAUGUUCAGCUCUCACACAACAAAAAAUAGGGCGGAAAAAUUUAGAGUACAUAUAUUACAAGCUUUUGAGUCUAUAAUUGGAUCCCCCGUGACGAUUGAAAUCAGAGUUGACAUGUCAAGAGAUGAUGAUACAAGGGCAGGGCCAGUUGCCAUGCACGCAUCUCAGGAUGAUUUAGAAAUGAGUGAGGUUAUUGAUGAACAUGUUGAAAAUGUCCGAUUCAAUAGGCGGAGUUUGGAAAAUGAAAUUGUUGAAGGGAUAAGUUCAGUUUCAGAUGUAAGAAAAAGGGGAGAUGGAAAUCAGAAUCUGAGACUGGUGAGAGGAAAGCCUUCUGUUGCUCAGCAAGAGGAAGGAAGUUCUCAAGAGUGUGGAUGGUCUAAACACAAGGCUGUUUCUAUUGCUGAAAAGCUUGAACAAGAGAAUCUGAGACUGGAACCAAGAUCACGAAGCUUGCUUUGCUGGAAGGCCACACCACUUUCACGCCGACAGCUGUCACGCUUCAGAUGUAGAAGUCGGAAGCCAAAAGGUUUACUGAAAUUGGUCUCAUGUGGGAAAUGCCUCUCUGGUAGGUCUCCAAGGCAAUGCUAGAAAAUCACGGUGCCAGAUUCAUAUGCAGGUUUCAAUUGUAUUUCAUUGAUUCAUUAAUGUCCUUCCAUUCUGAGAAGUUAAGUUCCUUCUGUUAAUAGUUUUUCUCACUGAUAAUAACAUAGAAGGAUUAACUUAGAGCAGCAUUAAAGCUUGUAUUAGUUAGUUUUAACUUGUAGGGCUACCCCGGCUACCUCGAGAAAUAUAUUUAUUGUCAGUUU